Alnus glutinosa is the source of this 2638-nucleotide messenger RNA. Its product is annotated as DEAD-box ATP-dependent RNA helicase 14. Gene Ontology annotation, cellular component: ribonucleoprotein complex; cytoplasm; nucleus. The coding region runs from base 199 to 2304 and encodes 701 amino acids. Gene Ontology annotation, molecular function: RNA binding; protein binding; ATP binding. NCBI's taxonomy places the organism in Eukaryota, Viridiplantae, Streptophyta, Magnoliopsida, Fagales, Betulaceae. The transcript is spliced from 9 exons. The record is from RefSeq and is a predicted model, not a curated record.
UUUCCUUUCUCUACGCUUCUCGCCCAUCUGAAGCGUAGUUUUCUCUCUCUCUCGAGUAUAUAACCACAGAGAUAUAUAAAUUUAGAGAGAAAGGGGGAUAAGGAGGGUCGAGUCAGAUACUCCGAGCAUUUCUCGCUCUUCAAAUCUCAAUCCGACGCCGUCAGGUUUGUAUUCGAUUGUCUUGGUGCUUCCCUUGCAAUGGCUACCGCUGUGACUGUCUCUUCUUCAGGUCCACGGUAUGCACCAGAGGACCCCACGCUCCCCAAACCGUGGAAAGGCCUUGUUGAUGGUAAAACUGGGUACCUUUACUUUUGGAAUCCAGACACAAAUGUCACACAAUAUGAAAGGCCUACAAGCUUUACUCCACAGAAGUCCACUCCAGCGCCUAUUAGUUCUUCUGUCCAAGUUCAACAAUCUUCGCAAGGACAGCGUCAUGGCUAUGGUCCUGAUGAGGAUGGUAGGUAUGGCAGAGGCAUCAAUGGUGGGUCAAAACCCGAGGUCGGAUCAAGGAGUCAGCAGAGUGAAAGAGGCGGAACCAUUAAUGCUUUAAAUGGGACACUCAGUGCUGGACAUGGAGGAUCUUCCACACGAGGGCAUGGAGCGUCAGAUGUAGGAGUUGGUCUCUCUGCGGAGUCUUAUCGUCGUCGGCAUGAAAUAUCUGUUACUGGUGACAAUGUGCCUCCGCCUUUUACAUCAUUUGAAGCUUCUGGUUUUCCACCUGAGAUUCUUAGAGAGGUACACAAUGCUGGGUUCCCUGCCCCAACUCCGAUUCAGGCACAGUCAUGGCCGAUUGCUCUUCAAAGUAAAGACAUAGUGGCCAUUGCCAAAACUGGUUCUGGGAAAACCUUGGGCUACUUGCUUCCAGGAUUUAUUCAUCUCAAGCGCUGUCGGAAUGACCCUAAAUUGGGUCCAACCGUGUUGGUAUUGUCACCAACAAGGGAGUUGGCAACACAGAUACAAGUUGAAGCUGUGAAGUUCGGGCAGUCAUCAAGGCUUUCUUGCACGUGUUUGUAUGGAGGAGCACCAAAGGGACCCCAGUUAAGAGAUAUAGACAGAGGAUCAGACAUAGUGAUUGCCACUCCUGGCCGCUUGAAUGAUAUUCUUGAGAUGAGGAGAAUUAGCCUUCAUCAAGUUUCUUACCUUGUUCUUGAUGAGGCUGAUCGCAUGCUUGACAUGGGUUUUGAACCUCAGAUAAGGAAGAUUGUGAAGGAGGUGCCUCCUCGCCGCCAAACCCUCAUGUUCACAGCAACUUGGCCAAAGGAGGUUCGGAAGAUUGCAGCAGAUCUGCUGGUCAAUCCUGUUCAGGUUAACAUUGGCAAUGUGGAUGAGCUUGUUGCAAACAAGUCCAUCACGCAGCAUGUUGAAGUUUUGGCACACAUGGAGAAACACAGACGACUGGAGCAGAUAUUGAGAUCUCAAGAACCAGGAUCAAAGAUAAUUAUCUUUUGUUCAACCAAGAAGAUGUGCGACCAACUUGCCCGCAAUCUUACCCGCCAGUUUGGUGCUGCUGCUAUUCAUGGAGACAAAUCUCAAGGUGAGAGAGAUCACGUGUUGGGUCAGUUCCGGACUGGGAAGUCUCCGAUUCUUGUAGCGACUGAUGUUGCAGCUCGUGGACUGGAUAUCAAGGAUAUCAGGGUGGUUAUCAACUAUGAUUUCCCUACAGGAGUGGAGGAUUAUGUUCAUAGGAUUGGGAGGACGGGGAGGGCAGGUGCCACUGGUUUGGCUUACACAUUCUUUGGUGACCAGGAUGCCAAGUAUGCUUCAGAUCUCAUCAAAGUUUUGGAAGGCGCAAAUCAGCGAGUCCCUCCAGAAAUUCGUGAUAUGGCUUCUCGUGGUGGUGGGAUGGGAAGGUCUAGACGUUGGGGUUCUGGUUCUGGUUUUGGUGGUCGUGAUGGGGGCCGCGGUGGGCGUAAUGAUUCAGGUCAUGGUGGAAGGGGUGGGUGGGGAUUUUCUCCUCCCUCUUCUGGCCGGCCAGAAAGAAGUGGAGGCCGUGGAUAUGACUCUGAGGCACGUGAGAGGUAUGACCGUGACCGUGGUAACAACUAUGGACAAGAUAGAGGUCGCAGCCGUAGUCGAAGUCCCAACCGAUAUGAUAGGGUUCCACAGGCACGAGAGCGCUCCCCAGUGCGCAGUUUUCACCAGACAAUGAUGGAACGCAGUCGGUCAUCCCACAAUGGUGAGAAUGCAAGGGAACCCAAGAAUGGUGGAGGAUUUGCCAAUGGACCUCAUUCUUCUUAUUUGGGGGAAGAAGAGGAAGGCAUGAUUCCUCAGGAUGAGGGUGAUGCUAUACUUCGAGGGGUUUAAAGCGGUUAGAGCAUCUGGCUGGUGCUAUACUUUUUGUUUGUUGUGUAGUGUUUUUAAGUGUAAGUAGGGACUGUAACUAGGGCGACCAUGGUGUAGAAGUUGACUUUUAUUAUGUCUUAAGUUGGAGGUGGCCUAAAGACUGAACCAGAUCGACCCCUCCUCUUAAAACUUUGACAACCUUUUUUGUUCUCUUUCUCGCUUUUGGUAGGGAAGAGAAAGGGCGAGGAGAAAGCACCACUCACAAAAAAAUUGUUUUGAUAUGUCUGCUUUGUAAUACGAUGACCUUCAUAGUCAUUUACUAUAGCCAUAUUUCAUGGUCUUGAUUUUGUUUGAA